Molecule: messenger RNA, 6331 nt
Organism: Salvelinus fontinalis (brook trout)
Lineage: Eukaryota; Metazoa; Chordata; Actinopteri; Salmoniformes; Salmonidae
Product: palmitoyltransferase ZDHHC8B-like
Exons: 11
Coding region: 205-2622 (805 amino acids)
Biological process (GO): protein palmitoylation
Molecular function (GO): palmitoyltransferase activity
Source: RefSeq, a predicted model, not a curated record
UCGUGGGCUGGAUUGCUAGAGUGGGAUUUCUAGUCUUUCGGAGCGCAGUAUAUUUUUGCUUGUCUAUCUUUGGAUCUGUGUGCGUUUAACAGUAAUAAAGACAUAUUUUCUGAAUCGGUAAAUGUAGAUAUUUCAGGCUGGAUCUUUACAUCUGUAUACCGUCUCCAAUUGGAAUAAAUAAUUGAGGAAUGUGGAAAUUACAGAAUGCCCAACAGCGUUGGAAAGAGAUUUAAACCCACCAAAUACAUCCCGGUAUCUACUGCUGCCACUUUUCUUGUGGGAUCCACCACCUUAUUCUUCGUUUUUACGUGCCCCUGGCUGACCAACACGAUCUCCCCCGCCGUGCCUCUCUACAAUGGCGUCGUCUUCCUAUUUGUGCUGGCCAACUUCAGCAUGGCUACCUUCAUGGACCCUGGAGUCUUCCCAAAAGCGGAUGAGGAUGAGGACAAGGACGAUGAUUUCCGGGCACCUCUCUACAAGAAUGUAGAGAUCAAAGGAAUUCAGGUCCGGAUGAAAUGGUGUGCCACCUGUCACUUCUACAGACCGCCCCGCUGCUCUCACUGCAGUGUGUGUGACAACUGUGUGGAGGACUUUGACCACCACUGCCCCUGGGUGAACAACUGUAUCGGGCGUAGGAACUACCGUUACUUCUUCCUGUUCCUGCUGUCGCUAAGCAUCCACAUGGUGGGCGUGUUCUCCUUCGGCCUGCUGUUCGUGCUGCACCACAUGGAGCAGCUGGGCACGUUGUACACCACCGUCACUCUAGUGGUGAUGUGUAUAGCAGGGCUCUUCUUCAUACCAGUCAUGGGCCUGACAGGCUUCCAUAUGGUCCUUGUCGCCAGAGGUCGUACCACUAACGAACAGGUGACGGGCAAGUUCCGUGGUGGAGUAAAUCCCUUCACGCGGGGUUGCUGUGGCAACAUCAAGUAUGUCCUGUGUGCUCCCCUGGCGCCCAGGUACAAUGGUGUGGACCCCAGGAAGAAGCCCCCUUUCUCCAUCCAGCCCCCCUUCAUCAGACCAGACCUCUCUGACAGACAGAUCAGCAUCAAGGUCAGCAACAACGGGAUCCACACCAGUAUCCUCCAGUCUAAAUCCAAGAUCAGUCUGGAUGGCCUGGCCGUGGAUGACAAAGGCCUAGACACCCAGCCUCCGCUACCUCCCAAAGCAGACCGCUACAACCAGGUGAAGAGCCAGCUGACGUCAAGCGAAGAUAGUUCCCUGUCCGGCAAGACCCAUCCCUCCACCCCGGCCAUGUACAAGUACCGGCCCUCAUUCGGCACCAUCCCUAAAGUCCAUUACCAUGCUGCAGGAGAGAAGAUUGUAAUGCCGGAUGACCACCGUAAGGCGUCAGCCAUCUUGGAGGAGGGCCGUUGCCAUGUCGACUACCGCUCAGAGCCCAACCUGGACCUGCCUGACUACCGCAACGCCCCUCUCCACCGCUCCUUCCAGUCCUCCCCACUGCAACUGGACUCCUACCCCAUCAACUCCAGCUCCCUCAGCCUGAAGCAGGCCCACCAGCGCAGGGACAAGGGCCAGCUGCCUGUCCUGCAGCCUGACACAGUCACCUCCACCCCCUACAAGAGCGUCUUCUCCCCACUGUCCAACCGCAACAGCAGCCUCUCCUACGACAGCCUGCUCAACCCCAGCAUUUCCCCAGCCACCGCAGCCGAGUGCAUGGCUCACCCCGGCAUGCCCUCUAUGGGCUCGCACUCACCCUACCUGCCAACCAAAAUGUGCCACGUGCAGGGGCCUGAACCUCAGAUCCAGAGGCAGCAGGUCCCCCCCAGCUUCAGCCCGGUGUUGGGCUUCAGGGGGAUGGGAAUGAGCAGGGGCAGGCAGUCCCCCCAGGACCGGGACCUGUCCCCGGUGUUGGGCUCCAGGGGGAUGGGGAUGAGCAGGGGCAGGCAGUCCCCCCAGGACCGGGACCUGUCCCCGGUGCGCUACGACAACCUCUCCAAAACCAUCAUGGCCUCCAUCCAGGAGCGUAAGGAGAUGGAGGAGAGGGAGAAGCUGCAGCUGCUGCACCAUGGGGGGUGCUCCCAAGCUCAAUCCUAUGCCCAGGCUCAGGACUCAGGCAUGUUCGACAGCUCUGGAGGGUACGGCCUGCCUCCCAGCGCCUGCUACCCGGAUAGUCCCCGGGACCCCAGCUCCAGAGGUCCCACGCCUCCAGCCUACGGAGGCUCUAGGGACAACCUGAUGGGGGUGGUGAGCUACGGGCCUCGGACCCCCGUGCUGCGCUCCUCUGGUGGCUCCUCUCUGGCACGUGCCCCCAGGACUUCCUCCAGCUCCCUGCACACUGACAGCAGCAUGCAGGGAGGCAGGGUCCCUGAACCCCCCUGCCGCUCCCCACCCCACCAGCCCCACCACUCCCCUGCCAUGCCCCAAUCCCCCUCCUACACCCACAAGAAACUCUCCUUCAUCCACGCCCUGGAGAGAACAGACUCACCCCGCCUGGGUGGCCCAAGAGAGGCCAUGAUGCAAAGUAAAGUGAAUGGGCAAACAGACUGCCAUCUAGCGCCCAACAGCUCCAGUGCCCAGGGCACCACUCUCAGCCCUAGCCGCCACAGUAACGUCAAAAAGGUGACUGGGGUGGGUGGCACAACCUAUGAGAUAUCUGUGUGAAAGGGCUGGGGCCCGGGGCGCCAAACCUUGAGGGAGAGGCAUCAUUCUCAUGGCAUCCACAUCCAAUGACAACAACAACUGUGCUACACAGAGAGGGUUCUCUUCUUCCUUUGACAUUUUUUUAUUCGAUAUUGACCAAUCAGGGGCGCAUAGCAUUUCCUACUUGGGAAUUAUUGGCGGACCUCUGCUCUUUCCAUGCCUAGCCCUUGGUCUCUGUGUCUGUACUGGAGGAGUGCGCCGUGAUAUGUGUGUGUUUGAUGGGAAAAGAGCAACUUCAACCUAAAGAGGGCUGAUGUUCUUACUGAGUGUUUUGUUGAAUUUUGUUGCUUGUUGCGUUGGUCAUCAGUGGACAGUCUGAAUGAGAUCUUAAAUUUGUCGUUUACAGCAUCUCAGUUGCGGUCUAGGUGCUGUUCUGUAUGAUCACACUCACUAACCACCCACCCAGGCCGCGAGAGGUUAAUACACAGACAACCUUACACAUACAGAUGAUGCCGCAUGUCUUUGUUCAGUCACAUUCUCUGAAAUAGCAAUGGUAUGGCGAGCCACCUUUAACCCAAUAAGUCAUCAAUACAGCACCAAUCCAUUGGAUUCAAGCAUACAGCGCCAAUCCAUUUGAUUCAAGCAUACAGCAUCACUCCAUUAGAUUCGAGCUUACAGCACCAAUCCAUUGGAUUAAAGCAUACAGCAUCCCUCCAUUGGAUUCAAGCAUACAGCACCAAUCAAUUAGAUUCAAGCAUACAGCAUCACUCCUUUGGAUUCAAGCAUACAGCGUCAAUCCAUUUGAUUCAAGCAUACAGCAUCCCUCCAUUGGAUUAAAGCAUACAGCACCAAUCAAUUAGAUUCAAGCCUACAGCAUCACUCCAUUGGAUUCAAGCAUACAGCAUCACUCCAUUGGAUUCAAGCAUACAGCGUCAAUCCAUUUGAUUCAAGCAUACAGCACCAAUCCAUUGGAUUCAAGCAUACACAUACCUCUUAUGAAUUCAAGGUGCUUUCAAGGUGCUGACUGUGUCUGUCUUGUCCGUCAACAACAUGUUGGCCAUUACUGAGCAGCACAGAGAAAAUAUCACAUCGCACCAGUCAGUGUUAGAUCAAUGCAAUCUUUAAUAUAGUUCUAAUACCGUCACAAGGCUGAAUGGAUAUCAAACUGUUAAAUGGCAAUACAACAGUGCUGUGUGGCACUCAGAGACACAGGUCUUGAAUUUCUCCAACCACAUUUAUCCUCUGAGUUUUGAGGUGGUGCUUAAAGGCUUACAGUACAGGAGCAUAUUCAUCUCAACUCUAGCUGAGCUCCAGUAUUUAUUUAUCUUUAUAAACUGGGUGGUUCGAGCCCUGAAUGCUGAUUGGCUGAAAGUCAUGGUAUAUCACACCCAAUACCACAGGUAUGACAAAACAUUUAUUUUUACUGUUCUAAUUACGUUGAUAGCCAGUUUAUAAUAGCAAAAAGACACCUCGGGUUUGUGGUAUAUGGCCAAUAAACCAUGGCUAAGGGCUGUAUCCAGGCACUCCGCUUUGCGUUGUGAGCAUGGACAGCACUUAGCCAUGGUAUAUUGGCCAUAUACCACAUCCCCUCGUGCCUUAUUGCUUAAGUAUACCAUAAGCUACAGUAAUCAGUAACAUAGUCCAACAUCUUAUCUUUUUUCAAUGUCAUGUUAGAGUGACCCCCGACACAGACCAGUGCUAAGAAGACACACAAAAGCCUCUACUACUGAGUGUCACAGAGGUGGCUGUUAUCUGUGAUCUAUCCUGAAUACCCCAACAAAACGGUUCUCCCCAUAUUCAGGACAACUCCCACCAGCUAGCCAGUCAGCCAUGCACCGCCAAAACAUCUGAUAGGCAAUUUAUUACUUUUGUGACUUAGUAUUUUUAGUAAAAUAGGUCUACCCAUAAUAAGUUAUGUUAAAGCCAUGUAUAAUUGUUUUGUUAUGAUUCAUAUCAAGAGUGGAAAAGGUCUUCAGUUGUGUUACUACAUGAAAACCUGUCACCCAUUGUUAUUUAGUAGUUUUUUUUAUUGAUUUGUUUUUUUAAUUUCCAACCUUUCGAAAAUGUUUGAUACAUCUUGCUUUUUAUACAGAUACUCAAGCUUGGAAUGGAUGUUUGUAUUUUGAGUGGAUUUUGUUGAUAAUUUAUAACCUAAGUGAAUUAAUGAAUAAGUACCAUAGCCGAUAUAGGGAAGGGGGUAUGCUAGUUUGUUGUAUGCUACAGUGUAAAAAAUGUUAUUGAUUAAACUGUGAUGAAGCAAUGUAAAGUUCUACAAAGCGAAUGUCAUUUUAAAAAGUUGGGUUAAAAAGGGCCAAAGUUGGCUACUAACCCUGAUUCUGUUAAAGCUCUGGGUAGUCCUGAAAUCCAUCCACUUUCAGCAGCUGUCUGGCACAGCAAACCAAAUGAAUUACAAGACAUGAAGAAAGUCAUAGAUAAAACUAUGGGACUGUUGUUUUUUUGUUGUUCACUAAUGAAAAGAAGAUAUAGUUUGAUAGGUACAUUUUUCCUUUUCUUAAAAAAAACACUGAUUAAAUGUAGCUUGAAAGUUUCCCUCUGUUUUGUAUCUUUUCUUGUUUGUAAAAGGCUCUGAACAUUUGAGGUGAGAAAUGUCACCUGGUCAUUUGCAUGUUCUUAGUGUUGAAGACAGAAUUUACAUGGAUGUAAAGGACCCUAUUUGUUUGCAACUACACACCACAUCCAUUAAAUGACCAUUGUGGCCUUUCAAGAGGACAAUGAUGUUUACUGCACAAAGAAAUCUCAUAUGACAGGUAACCAGGUUGCACUGUGGGACAACCACCUAUGAAAUGCCACCAAUAAUUCUAAUCAUGCUUAUAGCUGAAUGGUCCCACUUAUGGAUAGUAGACACAUUUUUUUUUUAUACGUAUUGUACCUAUUCAUUGUGAUACUCACUUUAACUGAAAGUACCAUAAUUGUAGAUAUCGUAUAAUAGAUGUAUAUAUUGGGAACAUAUACAUUUAUCAGAGUACACAGAAAGAUGUGACCCUCACAUUGGAAAUAGUAGAGAGGUGAAUACCCCUUGCCAUGUAUUGUUUUUUUAGCCUGUUAUUUGUGGCACAUACCAUUCCAUUUCUCCAUCUUAUCAUAUUAUCAGUUCAAUUGCAGACCAUAAGCUUCAAAUAUGAAAACACAAAUUGGCAACUGGUCCAACCCCAUAGCCGACCCUAAUUGUAUUAUAUUACACAUGGAAAAGGGAGCUAGUUAGGUUAAUAUGCCAUACUAUUUUCAGCUGAAUGUACAGUACUGGGUCACUUGUCUCAUAUUUAACUCAAAUUCACCUGUGUUCCUUGCAGGUGACUGGCCCAACAUUGUUGAUACAUACUUGAAUCUUCCCCUUCAAGCACAGAUACACAUAUGACAAAAGUGAUUGUUGUUAUUCUUCCUUUAGAUUACUGCCACUUGUUUUUUAUUUUUGCUGUGCUUUGCAGUCUGAUGGAUAUUUCACCAAGGGCUUAAUUUAAUCCGUAACACUGACGUUUGAUUCGAGUCCCAAGUCACCUCACCUGAACAAUAUGAACUAUUGCAGAAUACCUGUUACUGUAUGUCUUGCUUAUCAUAAGCAGAUGUAGUAUUUUGUAACAUUUGUUAUAUGAAUAGAAAAAUAAAUGUAGACAGUGUAUUGGAAAUACUGUUAAUGUACAUGCUUAAUUAUUUUUGUUGAAAGGAAAUAUGCCACUUGAUGACAGAAUUAGAAUAAAGAAAUGUUUGUCAA